This is a messenger RNA of Formica exsecta, 1844 nucleotides long. RefSeq lists its product as uncharacterized. Bases 278 to 802 code for a protein of 174 amino acids. NCBI's taxonomy places the organism in Eukaryota, Metazoa, Arthropoda, Insecta, Hymenoptera, Formicidae. The record is from RefSeq and is a predicted model, not a curated record. The transcript has 3 exons.
UGUGUUUCGAAAUUCUAGUUAUUUACUGUAUGUAAUUUAGCAUACUGGGGUUACAAAAGCUUUUUUUACUUAAAUAAGUUACGCACGGUUGUUGAUGUAGAUAAAAAAACGUAUAAUUUAUAUUUAUGUUUAUUUUUUGUUGUCAGAAUGUAUUUCAAAAAAGUGAAUGUGCGAUAUGCGAGUAAUAUAUUUUUACAAAUAAAAGAAUAAAGACUUUCCACAUUUUAAUAUCAUUUAUUUUCUCUGUUAGUCGUAUAAGACAAGACUCAAAGUGACCAUGAUCGAAAUAAUAUCACUCGACAUUUUGAAACGACCGGCGAAAAUAAUGGAUCUGUUCUUUAUAGCUGAACUGGCUGCACUAGUUCAGAGUUUAUCUUUUUCUCUCUAUAUUAGAAGGAGAAAGAUAAGCUCUGAACUAAUUCAGUGUUGCGGGAACCGUGGAGUGAGCUUGAUGGUAGAAAUCAUCGUCGAAAAUGUGCAAGACGUGUUUAUCAAUGCAAUAAACGGGAAGGCAUUCAUGUCGAAGAUGUUACACUACGUAAUAUGGGAUAACAAGAACCUAUCUGAAGUUGUACGCUGUCUCAUGGGAUAUCAACAUGAUAUUUCUUCCUAUCGAUCCAAUGGCAGAGCAGUGGACUGGCUAUUCGUGCUGCAUACAUUGAAGUUUUUACUCUGGACUCCAAAGGCUACUAAACAGUGGACAAUUAAUGAACCAAUUGGGGAAUUUGCUAUUGUACUUUGUUAUCAAAAGAAUUUUUGUCUGGAUAAUGCACUACAUUUUACAAAUUAUUUUUUACUUUAGUUUUUUUUUCAUCUUGCAUCAGAAGAGCAUUUAACGUAAAACAUAUUUAUUUCUAUUUAAAGACUUUAUUGUGCAUUUUACUAUUUUACUUCAAAUUAUUCCUUGCAAGAGAAAUGUUUAUACUAUUCACAUUAAGUAUCUUCUCAUAUAACAGUUCGUAAAUAGUUUUGCAUUAUCUAUAAUUUGUGUGUGGACAAUAUAACAUUAUACUGAAAUUAAACUAAUAAUUUUGCAAAAGAUACGCAGUUACUUGCUCGUCACAAUGACGAGAUCGUAUACAUAAAAUCGCACAUUCUUUACGUGUGGUUUAAUAUCUAGUAGAUAGUUGAUAUUGAUUUCUUAUGAAUUUAUCGACAUUUGUACAAUCAAAAAUUGAUGGCAAAAAUCAUGGAUUAUACAUGAUUAAGGGAUAUUAUUAUAUAUUUUUUUUAUUUAAUAAUUUUUUUAUUUAAAUUUAACUUCUGUAACAUAAAUCAGCGAAAAAAGAAUUAAACUGAUUUCUUAUCUUGAAUGAAUAUUGAUAUUUGGAACGUGUUCUUUGGCUAUCAGUGUCACGAUUAUUAUUAUUUCUGCAGUAUAGCGUUUGAUCUGAUUUUAUAUGCAUAAUAUAUAUUUGUUAUGCAUUGUAUAUUAUAUUUCCACAAUUGUAUGCUUGAAAAUAUGCACAAAAUCCUACAUAUAUAAAAUUAUUUAUAAAUAUACAAAAUUUUGAUUGCGACAUUUGUGAAGAUAUAUUUUAAGCUUGUUUUUUUUUUCUUUUUAAAACUUUAACAGUUUUGUCAAAAAUGACAUCACGGUUACGUGGUUCGAUAUUAUACAUACGAAAUUAAAAUAUUAGUGUCGCGAAACACAUACGGUUACUUGCUCGUCGCAAUGACGAGAUCAUGUACAUGAAAUUGCGCAUUCUUUACGUGUGUCGCAAAAGCCAAGUAUCUUGACGUAAAGUGGUUUAAUACCUAUAUAGAUUAUAUAAUAUUUAGUUGAUAUUGAUAAUUUCUUAUGGAUUUAUCGACAUUUGUACAAUUGAUAGAGAACGUAGCAC